AUGGACGACCUGCGGGUGUGGUGGAUGCGGGACCGAGUGUACAAAGCCUUCGACCUCACCGAACCCCGUUUCUUCGAAGAGUUGCUGUCACGCAACGACGGCGAGGCCGAGGACCUCAUCUUGCACUUCCUCAACCAAACAAGCGACGAGGAAGCUGCCACAACACUCUUCUUCUACCGCAAGGUGGUGCUGGAGGAGGUGGACAUGGAGAUGGGUGAGCGCCUCCUCCGGCCUGCGUCGGGGCUGCAGCCACCAGCCCACUCGCCUCGUGCGGACACUGCCCUGGGCUCACAGUCCGCCUGGGACUCCCAAUCUGAGUCAGUAACCACUGCAGACACCUGGAAAAUUGUCAGACACAUCAUAGAGACGGUCCACCUCCAUGUGCUCUGUACACCUGUUCCUGAGGAGUUUCUGGACCAGAAUGUGCUGUUUUUCCUCAGAAAUACCAAAGAGGCGAUCUCCGAGGCAUCAGACAUGAAGGAGGCGAUGGAAAUCAUGCCCCAAACGCUGGAGUAUGGCAUCAUAAAUGGUGAUGUGCUGCAUUUUCUGAAGGACAUCAUAGGCCAGGUUUUUUUGCCUGCUUUGUCCUUCAAUCAACACAAGAUGGACACGAGCACGGGAUUAACAGACGGUUUCGAAUUUUCCAAGUACGACAUAGACCUGCCCAGCCUGCCGGGUGAGGUGGUGGAAUAUCACAGCGCCCAGUUAGUGCGGGAUGAAUUUCUGAUGAACAUUCAGAAAUUUGUCAGCAAUAUUCAAAGAACCAGGCAACAACUUGAAGGCGAGAUCAAGUUGGAAAUGCCCAGCAUUAGUGUGGAGGGAGAUGUGACUGGGCUUGCAGCUGACCAGGAAAUCGUGGACGUGUUGGAACAAUGUGUCAUCAACUGGUUGAAUCAGAUCUCGACAGCUGUUGAGGGUCAGCUGAAGAAGACGCCUCAGGGGAAUGGGCCUUUGGCUGAAAUUGACUUCUGGCGCGAAAGAAACGCAACCCUAAGUGCACUCCAUGAACAGACGAAGCUCCCAGUGGUCAGAAAGGUUUUGGAGGUGAUCAAGGAAGCAGACUCAAUGCUGGUGGCCAAUCUGCAGCCAGUCCUGACUGACCUAUUCAAGUUCCACAUGGAGGCCUCCGACAACGUGCGCUUCCUCUGCACCGUGGAGCGCCACUUUAAGAACCUCACCCAUGGGUCUGGCUUCCACGUGGUCCUGGACACCAUCCCCUCCAUGAUGAACGCCUUGCGCAUGGUGUGGAUUAUCUCCCGGCACUACAACCGAGACGACAGGAUGAUUCCCCUCAUGGAGCGCAUCGCCUGGGAAAUUGCCGAGCGGGUCUGCAAGGUCAUCAAUCUGCACACUCUGUUCCGAGAAAAUCGAGCUAGUGCACAGCAGAAAACCUUGGAGGCCAAGAAUACCCUUACCUUGUGGAAAAAGUCCUAUUUCGAUGUGCGGGCCAAGAUUGAGGCUUCCGGGAGAGAAGCGCGAUGGGAGUUUGACCGGAAGCGAUUGUUUGAGAGAACAGAUUACAUGGCAAUCAUCUGCCAGGACCUGUAUGAUAUUCUGCAGGUGAUAGAAGAAUUUUACAACAUAUUCGGUCCAGAGCUGAAGGCCGUGACUGGGGAUCCCAAGCGCAUUGAUGAUGUCCUAUGCCGGGUGGACAGCCUGGUCAGCCCCAUGGAGAAUCUAACCUUUGACCCCUUCAGUAUCAAGUCCGCCCAGUACUGGAAAUACGUGAUGGACGACUUCAAGAUCGAAGUUCUGGUCAUUGAGAAAGAAGCAAAAAGUUUUAUUGAUGAAUCUUUUAAGACACUUCGAUCAGCUGAAGCAGCCUUUGACAUGCUUUUAAAAUUUAAGCAUAUUCGUUCACGGGAAGCUAUUAACCGACAGAUGAUGAUGAAAUUCAAUGAUAUCCUUGCACAGUACUGCAAAGAGAUCGACAUAGUCAACAAACUGUUUGUUCAGAACCUGGACAACCCCCAGCUGUGUAAGAACCACCCCCCAGUAGCAGGUGCCAUCUACUGGGAGCGGUCGCUGUUCUUUCGGAUCAAACACACCAUCCUCCGAUUCCAAGAAGUUGAGGAGAUACUGGAGGGUGAUCGAGGACGGGAGGUUAAACAGAAAUAUUUGGACGUGGGAAAGAGAAUGAAGGAGUACGAAGAUCGGAAGUAUGAGCAGUGGAGAGACUUAACAGAACAGAUCCUCCCGACCCUCAUGAAGAAGAGUCUGCUUGCUAAGUCUCUCACCGUCACUGAUGAGCCAACCCCAUCUGAGCGAGGGGCGGCAUUUGUCAUAAACUUUUCACCGACUCUUCGAGAAAUUAUUAACGAGACAAAAUACCUGGAACAGUUGGGAUUCACGGUCCCUGAAUUAGCGAGAAAUGUUGCUCUCCAGGAGGACAAACUCCUCAGGUACACUGAUGGCAUACAGCGCAUGCUGGAUCAUUACCACAUGCUUUUAGGAACGUUAAAUGAGGCUGAAGCACUUCUUCUGGAUGACCAUUCCCAGGAAUUAGUCCGAGUGUUCAGACUGGGAUAUAAGCGGUUAAACUGGAACUCGCUAGGUAUUGCUGACUACAUAACUCGGUGCAAACAGGCCAUUGGGAAGUUCGAGUCCCUCGUCCAUCAGAUCCAUAAGAAUGCGAACGACAUUACCUCCCGGCUUACCUUGAUCGAGACUGUAAAUCUCUUCAAAUACCCAGUGCCCACCAGUGAGGAGGGGCUCCCCGGUGUGAAGGAAUUCUUUGAGCACAUUGAGCGAGAAAGGGCCAAAGAUCUGGACCACAUGGUCAGGUGGUAUCUUGCCAUUGGGCCCCUGCUGACCAAAGCAGAGGGUCUGGUCAUCCACACCAACACGGGCAAGGCCCCCAAGCUGGCCUCCUACUACGAAUACUGGGAAAAAAGAAUUUACGAAGUCCUGACAAAACUCAUUGUGAAGAACCUGCAGUCUUUCAAUGCUAUGAUCCUGGGCAACGUCCCUUUGUUCCAAACGGAAACCAUCCUGAGUGCUCCAGAGAUCGCUCUUCAUCCCAAUGCAAAUGAGAUCGACAAAAUGUGUGUCCACUGUGUCCGAAACUGUGUGGAGAUCACCAAGCAUUUCGUUCGUUGGAUGAAUGGCAGCUGCAUAGACUGCCCUCCUCAGAAAGGGGAGGAAGAAGAGCUCGUUGUCAUAAGCUUCUUCAACGACAUCUCCCUGAACUCCCAGAUCAUGGAGCAAGCUGUUAUGAUCCCCCAAAAUAUCCACAGAAUUCUGAUCAAUCUCAUGAAGUUCCUGCAAAAAUGGAAACGCUACCGACCCCUCUGGAAACUGGACAAAGCCAUUGUGAUGGAGAAAUUUGCUGCCCGAAAGCCUUCUUGCGUCUCAUACGAUGACAAGCUGCAGUUCUACUCCAAGAUUGCCUGUGAAGUCAUGCGUCAACCUUUAAUCAAGGACGAGCACUGCAUCAGGCUGCAGCUGGGGCCCCUGGCAAACACCGUGCAGGAAACCGCCAAGUCGUGGGUGGUUUCUCUUGGGAAGCUUCUCAACGAAUCCGCCAAGGAGGAGCUCCAUAACCUUCAGGAAGAGAUUGAGCUCUUGGCCAAAAACCUGAAGAAGAACCCCAAUACCCUUGAAGAUCUCAAGUUUGUCCUGGCGACCAUUGCAGAAAUUCGAAGUAAAUCUUUAGUCAUGGAACUGAGAUACAGGGAUAUCAAGGAGCGGUACCGGACCCUGGCAAUGUAUAACAUCAUACCAACUGAUGCAGAGAAAGAACUGGUGGGAAGGAUCGAGACCAUGUGGUCAACUCUGCUCAGUGACUCGUUGAACGUGGAGCACACUCUUGGGGGCAUAAAGAGAACGUUCACAGAGAUCACUCGAAGCGAAAUUUCAAACUACAGGCAGAUGAUAGAAAAAUUUGCUGAACGUUUUUACCAUGAAGGCCCUGGUUCUGUUGGUGAAGAUCUUGAUAAAGGAAUGGACCUGUUAGGCAGUUAUGAACAGGAGCUAACAAAACAUGAGCGUAACCGACAGGAGUUGGCCAAUGCUGAGAAGCUCUUUGAUCUCCCUAUUACAAUGUACCCAGAGCUGCUCCAAGUCCAAAAGGAGAUGAGCGGGCUGAAGAUGAUCUAUGAGCUCUUCAAGGCACUCAAGGCUGCUAAAGAAGAGUGGUCUCAGACCCUCUGGAUCAACCUGAACGUCCAGUUUCUCCAGGAAGGGAUUGAUACGUUUCUCAGGUCUCUCAGGAAGUUCCCCAGGCAGGUCCGCAACCUUUCGGUAGCCUACUACUUGGAAGCAAAAAUGAAGGCAUUCAAAGACUCGAUUCCAUUACUCCUGGACCUGAAGCACGAAGCCCUAAGAGACAGGCACUGGAAAGAGCUCAUGGAAAAAACAGGAGUCUCUUUUGAAAUGACUGAGACCUUCACCUUGGAAAACAUGUUCGCUAUGGAACUUGACAAGCAUGCAGAGGUUCUCAAUCAGAUUGUCACAGCAGCCAUCAAGGAGAUCGCCAUUGAGAAGGCUGUGAAGGAAAUCCUGGAUACUUGGGAAAAUAUGAAGUUCACCGUGGUCAAGUAUUAUAAAGGCACCCAGGAGCGAGGCUACAUCUUGGGGGCUGUUGAUGACAUUAUUCAGUGCCUUGAUGACAACACUUUCAACCUACAAAGCAUCUCAGGAAGCAGAUUUGUGGGGCCUUUUCUGCAAACUGUUCAUAAAUGGGAAAAAACACUUUCUCUGAUCGGAGAAGUUAUUGAGAUCUGGAUGCUGGUUCAGCGAAAAUGGAUGUAUCUUGAAAGCAUUUUUAUUGGUGGAGACAUAAGAUCCCAACUUCCAGACGAGGCAAAGAAGUUUGACAACAUCGAUAGACUAUUUAAAAGGAUAAUGGCAGAGACUCUCAAAGACCCUGUGAUCAAGAAAUGCUGUGAAGCCCCAAGCCGCCUUAGUGACCUGCAGACCAUCAUCGAGGGCUUGGAGAAAUGCCAGAAAAGUCUCAACGACUACCUAGACUCCAAGCGCAACGCCUUCCCGAGGUUCUUUUUCAUUUCUGACGACGAGCUGCUCAGCAUCCUGGGCAGCAGCGACCCGCUCUGUGUUCAGGAGCACAUGAUCAAGAUGUAUGACAACAUAACGGCCCUGAGGUUCAGUGACGGGGAAAGUGGGGAGAAGCUUGUGUCCGCCAUGAUCUCGGCAGAGGGAGAAGUCAUGGAGUUCCGGAAGAUCAUUCGAGCUGAAGGGCGCGUGGAAGACUGGAUGACGGCAGUUCUGAACGAAAUGAGAAGAACCAACAGGCUGAUUACUAAAGAGGCCAUCUUCAGAUACUGUGAAGACAGUAGCAGAGUCGACUGGAUGCUCUUGUACCAAGGCAUGGUGGUGCUGGCCGCAAGCCAGGUGUGGUGGACCUGGGAGGUGGAAGACGUCUUCCGCAAAGUGAAGGAAGGGGAAACGCAGGCCAUGAAGAACUAUGGCAAGAAAAUGCACCACCAAAUCGAUGAGUUGGUAACUCGGAUCACUAUGCCCUUGAGCAAAAAUGACAGGAAGAAAUACAACACGGUUCUCAUCAUCGAUGUGCACGCCAGAGAUAUAGUAGACUCUUUCAUAAGAGGCAGCAUUCUCGAAGCCCGUGAGUUUGAAUGGGAGAGCCAGCUCCGGUUUUACUGGGACCGAGAACCAGAUGAACUGAACAUCCGACAGUGCACAGGAACCUUCGGCUAUGGUUACGAGUACAUGGGCUUGAACGGGAGGCUGGUCAUCACCCCCCUCACAGACCGGAUUUACCUGACUCUCACUCAGGCGCUGUCUAUGUAUCUGGGUGGGGCUCCUGCUGGCCCUGCAGGUACUGGCAAAACAGAGACCACCAAGGACCUCGCCAAAGCCUUGGGCCUGCUCUGCGUUGUGACCAACUGUGGUGAAGGCAUGGAUUACAAAGCGGUUGGGAAGAUUUUCUCAGGCCUGGCCCAGUGUGGAGCGUGGGGCUGCUUUGAUGAAUUUAACCGCAUUGAUGCCUCUGUGCUCUCGGUGAUUUCGUCUCAGAUUCAGACAAUCCGCAAUGCUCUGAUCCACCAGUUAACCACCUUCCAGUUUGAAGGUCAGGAGAUCUCCUUGGACUCACGGAUGGGCAUCUUCAUCACCAUGAACCCCGGCUAUGCGGGCCGCACCGAGCUGCCUGAGUCGGUGAAGGCCCUCUUUCGGCCUGUGGUCGUGAUCGUGCCUGAUCUGCAGCAAAUCUGUGAGAUCAUGCUUUUCUCGGAGGGUUUCCUGUGGGCCAAGACUCUGGCCAAAAAGAUGACAGUCUUGUACAAGCUGGCCCGGGAACAACUCUCCAAGCAACAUCAUUACGAUUUUGGGCUCCGCGCCCUGAAGUCGGUGCUGGUUAUGGCUGGUGAGCUGAAAAGGGGCUCCUCUGAACUUCAGGAGGAUGUGGUGCUGAUGAGGGCUCUGCGAGACAUGAACUUGCCCAAGUUUGUGUUUGAAGACGUCCCUCUCUUCCUUGGCUUGAUUUCUGAUUUAUUUCCUGGACUGGACUGCCCACGUGUUCGUUACCCCGAUUUCAAUGAUGCCGUGGAACAGGUGCUGGAGGACAAUGGCUACAUCAUCCUACCUGUGCAGGUGGACAAAGUGGUUCAGAUGUUCGAGACCAUGUUGACACGUCACACGACCAUGGUGGUGGGGCCCACCAGAGGGGGCAAGUCCGUGGUCAUCAAUGCUCUGUGCCAGGCCCAGACCAAGCUUGGGCUGCUGACAAAGCUGUACGUCCUGAACCCCAAAGCUGUGAGUGUCAUAGAACUCUACGGCAUCCUGGAUCCUUCCACCCGGGACUGGACAGACGGAGUGCUGUCAAACAUCUUCAGAGAGAUCAACAAGCCAACGGAUAAGCAGGAGCGCAAGUACAUUUUAUUUGAUGGUGAUGUGGAUGCUCUGUGGGUGGAGAACAUGAACUCCGUGAUGGAUGACAACAAGCUGUUGACGUUGGCCAACGGGGAAAGGAUUCGCCUUCAAGCACACUGUGCUCUCCUCUUUGAGGUUGGAGAUUUACAAUAUGCGUCUCCUGCCACCGUGUCUCGAUGUGGGAUGGUUUAUGUGGAUCCAAAGAACUUGAAAUACGAGCCAUACUGGAAAAAAUGGGUCAAUCAAAUACAGAACAAGACAGAGCAAGGCGAUUUACAGCGUCUCUUUGAGAAGUAUGUGCCCUAUCUCAUCAGUGUGAUCGUGGAAGGAAUAGUGGACGGCCGACAAGGAGAGAAGCUGAAGACGAUCGUUCCUCAGACAGACCUCAACAUGGUCACCCAGCUGACCAAGAUGCUGGAUGCGUUGCUAGAAGGAGAAAUCGAAGACUCCGACCUCCUGGAAUGCUUCUUCCUCGAGGCGCUCUACUGCUCCCUGGGGGCCUGCCUGUUGGAGGAGGGCAGGGUGAAAUUUGAUGAGAGUGUUAAACGCCUGGCUUCUCUGUCUGCCGUUGACACAGAUGGUGUCUGGGCCGGUCCUGGGGAGUUGCCAGGCCAGCUUCCAACCUUGUACGACUUUCAUUUUGAUUCCAAACAGAAGAAGUGGAUCCCAUGGAAUAGACUAGUUCCAGAGUACAUUCAUGUUCCUGAGAAGAAAUUUGUUGACAUCCUGGUUCACACAGUGGAUACAACCCGCACAACCUGGAUGUUGGAGCAAGUGGUUAAAAUUAAGCAGCCUGUUCUUUUGGUUGGUGAAUCUGGUACAUCUAAGACCGCCACCACACAGAACUUCCUCAAAAAUAUGAACGAAGAGCUGAAUAUUGUGCUGAUAGUCAACUUCUCAUCCCGCACCACGUCCCUGGAUAUCCAAAGAAACUUAGAAGCCAGUGUGGAAAAAAGGACCAAAGACACAUACGGCCCACCCAUGGGGAAGCGCCUCAUAGUGUUCAUGGAUGAUAUGAAUAUGCCAAAGGUGGACGAGUACGGUACCCAGCAGCCAAUUGCUUUGCUGAAACUGCUCCUGGAAAAGGGCUACUUAUACGACCGUGGGAAGGAGCUGAACUGUAAAAGCAUUCGAGACCUUGGUUUCAUCGCUGCCAUGGGCAAGGCCGGAGGAGGCCGCAAUGAAGUCGACGCGAGAUUUAUCUCACUGUUCAAUGUCUACAAUGUACUCUUUCCUGAAGAGGAGUCUUUGCAUUUAAUCUACUCCUCCAUCCUGAAAGGCCACACCUCGACGUUUCAUGAGAGCAUUGUGGCCAUCAGUGACAAGUUGACAUUCUGCACGCUAAUGCUCUACAAGAACAUUGUUCAGGAUCUGCCUCCCACCCCUUCAAAAUUUCAUUACAUCUUCAACCUUCGAGAUCUCUCACGGGUUUUCAACGGUCUCGUCCUUACUAACCCAGAGCGGUUCCAGAUGGUGCCCCAGAUGGUGAGGGUCUGGAGGAACGAGUGCCUGAGAGUCUUCCACGAUCGUUUAAUCAAUGAGCCUGACAAGCAGCUGGUACAAGUCCACAUAGGAAGCUUGGUUGAGGAGCAUUUUAAGGAGGACCUGGAGACAGUGAUGAGAGACCCCAUCCUGUUUGGAGACUUCCGGAUGGCUUUGCACGAAGAGGAAGCACGCAUCUAUGAAGACAUCCAGGACUACGAGGCAGCAAAGGCUCUGUUCCAGGAAAUCCUUGAGGAGUAUAAUGAAAGUAACACCAAGAUGAACUUGGUCCUCUUUGAUGACGCCCUGGAGCACUUGACCCGUGUGCACAGGAUUAUUCGGAUGGACCGGGGUCACGCCCUGCUGGUCGGGGUCGGGGGCUCAGGAAAGCAGUCCCUUGCAAGACUGGCUGCUUUCACAGCAGGCUAUGAGGUGUUCGAGAUCCUGCUGAGCCGAGGCUACUCUGAGAACUCUUUCCGUGAAGAUCUGAAGAGCCUGUAUCUCAAGCUCGGGAUUGAGAACAAGAUGAUGAUCUUCUUGUUUACUGACGCCCACGUGGCAGAAGAGGGCUUCCUGGAACUCAUCAACAACAUGCUGACAUCAGGGAUUGUACCAGCACUUUUCCCGGAAGAGGAGAAGGAGUCCAUCCUGGGUCAGAUUGGACAAGAAGCUCUGAAGCAUGGUACGGGGCCGGCCAAGGAGUCUGUGUGGCAGUACUUCGUGAAUAAGAGUGCCAAUAAUCUGCAUAUCAUCCUUGGCAUGUCACCCAUUGGAGACACUCUGAGGACCCGGUGCAGAAACUUCCCAGGUCUGGUCAAUAACACUGGCAUCGACUGGUUCAUGCCCUGGCCUCCGCAAGCCCUGCAUGCCGUGGCGAAGUCCUUUCUAGGGGACAACCCGAUGAUCCCAGUGGAGAACAUGGAAGAGCUGGUCAAGCACAUUGUCUUGGUCCACGAAUCUGUGGGCGAGUUCAGCAAACAGUUUCUGCAGAAACUCAGGCGCAGCAAUUAUGUCACUCCCAAGAACUACCUCGAUUUUAUUAACAUGUACUCGAAGUUGCUGGAUGAGAAAACUCAGUAUAACAUAGCUCAGUGCAAGCGCUUGGAGGGUGGGCUGGACAAGCUGAAGGAGGCCACCAUCCAGCUGGACGAGCUGAAUCAGAAGCUGGCCGAACAGAAGAUCGUGCUGGCGGAGAAGUCGGCUGCUUGCGAGACCCUGCUGGAGGAGAUCGGCACCAACACAACCAUUGCGGAGGAGAAGAAGAAACUGGCCGAGGAGAAGGCCAUGGAGAUUGAGGAGCAGAACAACAUCAUCGCUGUGGAGAAGGCCGAGGCCGAGACGGCGCUGGCCGAGGUCAUGCCCAUCCUGGAGGCCGCCAAGCUGGAGCUGCAGAAGCUGGACAAGUCCGACGUGACAGAGAUCAGGUCCUUCGCGAAGCCGCCCAGGCAGGUGCAGACAGUCUGCGAGUGCAUCCUCAUCAUGAAAGGCUACAAGGAGCUCAACUGGAAAACCGCCAAGGGCAUGAUGUCCGACCCCAACUUUCUGAGGUCGCUGAUGGAGAUAGAUUUUGACUCCAUCACCCAGGGCCAAGUGAAGAACAUCAGAGGUCUCCUGAAGACACUCAAUACCACAACUGAAGAAAUGGAAGCUGUGAGCAAAGCAGGCUUGGGAAUGCUGAAGUUCGUUGAAGCUGUCAUGGGCUACUGUGAUGUUUUUAAAGAAAUCAAGCCCAAAAGAGAAAAGGUGGCCCGGCUGGAGCGGAACUUCUUCCUAACUAAACGGGAACUUGAAAAGAUCCAGAAUGAGCUGGCGGCUAUCCAGAAAGAACUGGAAGCUUUAGGGGCCAAGUAUGAGGCAGCCAUCUUGGAGAAGCAAAUGCUGCAGGACGAAGCCGAAAUCAUGGAGAGACGACUGAUUGCAGCCGACAAACUUAUCUCAGGUCUCGGCUCUGAAAACAUCAGAUGGCUGAAUGACUUGGGGGAGCUGAUGCUCCGCCGAGUGAAGUUGUUGGGGGACUGCUUGCUGUGUGCGGCUUUCCUCAGCUAUGAGGGAGCCUUCACCUGGGAGUUCCGGGAUGAGAUGGUCAACCAAGUAUGGCAGAGCGACAUCCUGGAACGGGGCAUCCCUCUGAGCCAGCCUUUCAAGUUGGAGAACUUGCUCACAGACGAUGUCGAGAUUAGCAGGUGGGGCUCCCAGGGACUGCCUCCAGAUGAGCUCUCCAUUCAGAACGGCAUCCUCACCACCAGGGCCAGCCGCUUCCCCUUGUGCAUCGACCCCCAGCAGCAGGCCCUUAACUGGAUCAAGAGGAAAGAAGAGAAGAACAACCUGCGGGUUGCCUCCUUUAACGACCCCGACUUCCUGAAGCAGCUGGAAAUGUCCAUCAAGUAUGGGACUCCCUUCCUGUUUCAUGACGUUGAUGAGUAUAUCGACCCCGUUAUUGACAAUGUCCUAGAAAAGAACAUAAAGGUCUCACAAGGACGGCAAUUUAUCGUACUUGGAGACAAGGAAGUUGACUAUGACUCCGGUUUCCGGCUCUACCUCAACACCAAGCUGGCCAAUCCCAGAUACACUCCGUCGGUGUUUGGGAAAGCGAUGGUGAUCAAUUACACUGUCACACUGAAAGGCCUCGAAGAUCAGUUGCUGAGCGUCCUGGUGGCCUAUGAGAGGAGAGAGCUGGAGGAGCAGCGGGAACACCUCAUUCAGGAGACCAGCGAGAACAAGAACCUACUUAAGGACCUGGAAGACUCCCUCCUUCGGGAGCUGGCCACCUCCACCGGGAACAUGUUGGACAACGUGGAGCUCGUGCAGACCCUGGAGGAGACCAAGUCCAAAGCUUCAGAGGUCUUGGAGAAGCUCAAACUGGCAGAGAAGACAGCCCUGGACAUUGACCGGCUGCGAGACGGCUACCGGCCAGCCGCCAGGAGGGGCGCCAUCCUCUUCUUCGUCCUGUCCGAGAUGGCCCUGGUCAACUCCAUGUAUCAGUACUCACUGAUCGCCUUCCUGGAGGUCUUUGGCUUGUCCCUGAAGAAGUCCAUGCCUGACUCCAUUCUCAUGAAGAGGCUCAGGAACAUCAUGGACACGUUGACCUUCAACAUCUAUAACUAUGGCUGUACAGGGCUGUUUGAGAAACACAAACUCCUCUUCUCAUUCAACAUGACCAUCAAGAUAGAGCAAGCAGAAGGGAGAGUGCCCCAAGAGGAAUUAGAAUUCUUCCUCAAAGGAAACAUCUCCCUGGAGAAAAGCAAACGCAAAAAGCCCUGUAGCUGGCUGUCGGACCAGGGCUGGGAGGAUAUCAUUCUUCUGUCAGAAGUGUUCUCAAAGGAAUUUGGGAAUCUUCCUAAUGACGUGGAGAAGCACCAGGCUCUCUGGCAGGCUUGGUAUGACUUGGAUUCGCUAGAGCAGUUUCCCUUCCCCCUGGACUAUGAUAAAAACAUCAGCCCGUUCCAGAAGCUGCUUAUUCUGCGUUGUUUCCGUGUCGAUCGGGUGUAUCGGGCUGUGACGGACUACGUAACUGUGACAAUGGGAGAGAAGUACGUGCAGCCCCCCAUGAUCAGCUUUGAAGCCAUCUUUGAGCAGAGUACCCCCAACUCGCCCAUCGUGUUCAUCCUGAGCCCCGGCUCCGACCCUGCCAGCGACCUUAUGAAACUGGCUGAGAGGAGCGGUUUUGGAGGGAAUCGCCUCAAGUUCCUUGCCAUGGGUCAAGGACAAGAAAAGGUGGCGCUGCAGCUCCUGGAGAUGGCAGUGGCCCGGGGGCAGUGGCUGAUGUUGCAGAACUGCCACCUUCUGGUCACGUGGCUGAAGGAUCUGGAGAAGUCGCUGGAGAGGAUCACCAAGCCUCACCCAGACUUCCGCCUGUGGCUGACCACGGACCCCACCAAGGGUUUCCCCAUCGGGAUUCUGCAGAAGUCCCUAAAGGUUGUCACAGAACCACCCAAUGGGCUGAAACUCAACAUGAGAGCCACUUACUUCAAGAUCUCUCACGAGAUGCUGGAACAGUGCCCACACCGAGCAUUCAAGCCUCUGGUCUACGUGCUGGCCUUUUUCCACGCGGUGGUGCAAGAAAGAAGAAAGUUUGGGAAGAUUGGCUGGAACGUGUAUUAUGACUUCAAUGAGUCCGACUUCCAGGUCUGCAUGGAGAUUUUGAACACAUACUUAACAAAAGCCUUUCAGCAACAUGACCCCAGAAUCCCAUGGGGCAGCCUCAAGUACCUAAUUGGAGAGGUCAUGUACGGAGGACGGGCCAUUGACAGUUUCGAUCGCCGCAUCCUAACCAUCUACAUGGACGAGUAUCUGGGAGAUUUCAUUUUUGAUACUUUCCAACCAUUCCACUUUUUCUGGAACAAAGAAGUAGAUUAUAAAAUCCCCCCGGGAGAUGUAAAGGAAAAAUUUGUUGAAGCCAUUGAAGCGCUUCCCCUCGCCAACACACCUGAAGUGUUUGGUCUCCACUCCAAUGCUGAGAUUGGAUACUACACACAGGCGGCUCGGGACAUGUGGACCCACCUGCUGGAGUUGCAGCCUCAGACUGGGGAGUCCAGCAGUGGCAUCAGCCGCGAUGAUUACAUUGGCCAAGUGGCCAAGGACAUCGAAAACAAGAUGCCCAAAGUCUUUGACUUGGGCCAGGUCAGGAAGCACCUGGGGAUAGGAAUCUCCCCGACUUCGGUGGUACUCCUGCAGGAGCUGGAACGCUUCAACAAGCUAGUGACCCGGAUGUCCAGGUCUCUGGCUGAACUGCAGAGGGCCUUGGCUGGAGAAGUGGGAAUGAGCAACGAGCUUGAUGAUGUAGCCAAGUCGCUUUUUAUUGGGCAAAUCCCGACUAUCUGGAGAAAGCUUGCCCCCGAUACCCUAAAGACCCUUGGGAACUGGAUGGUCUACUUCCUGCACCGGUUCAGCCAGUAUACGUCAUGGGUCACGGAGGGAGAGCCCGGUGUGAUGUGGCUCUCGGGGCUGCACAUCCCAGAGUCUUACCUCACAGCACUGGUGCAAGCUACCUGCCGGAAGAAUGGCUGGCCACUGGACCGCUCCACCUUGUUCACGCAGGUGACCAAGUUCCGCGACGCAGAUGAAGUGAAUGAACGGGCAGGACAAGGCUGCUUCGUCUCAGGCCUGUAUCUAGAAGGGGCUGGCUGGGACAUCGAGAGGGGCUGCCUUGUUAAAAGCAAACCCAAGGUGCUGGUGGUUGACCUGCCCAUUCUGAAGAUUAUCCCCAUUGAAGCCCACCGCCUCAAACUGCAGAACACCUUUCGGACGCCUGUGUACACCACCUCCAUGAGGAGAAAUGCCAUGGGGGUUGGGCUGGUGUUUGAAGCCGACCUCUUCACCACGCGGCACAUCUCUCACUGGGUGCUGCAGGGCGUGUGUCUGACCCUGAACUCUGACUAG
Messenger RNA from Chrysochloris asiatica (Cape golden mole), 13710 nucleotides. RefSeq names its product dynein, axonemal, heavy chain 10 (gene DNAH10). Gene Ontology annotation, biological process: microtubule-based movement. The coding region runs from base 1 to 13710 and encodes 4569 amino acids. The record is from RefSeq and is a predicted model, not a curated record. The transcript is spliced from 77 exons. Lineage: Eukaryota; Metazoa; Chordata; Mammalia; Afrosoricida; Chrysochloridae. Gene Ontology annotation, cellular component: dynein complex. Gene Ontology annotation, molecular function: ATP binding; minus-end-directed microtubule motor activity; dynein intermediate chain binding.